Messenger RNA from Dendrobium catenatum, 1706 nucleotides. RefSeq names its product 6-hydroxynicotinate 3-monooxygenase. NCBI's taxonomy places the organism in Eukaryota, Viridiplantae, Streptophyta, Magnoliopsida, Asparagales, Orchidaceae. The record is from RefSeq and is a predicted model, not a curated record. The transcript is spliced from 4 exons. Gene Ontology annotation, molecular function: FAD binding. Bases 115 to 1380 code for a protein of 421 amino acids.
AUGCGCAUGCCCGGCAUCCAUCGCUGCCACCCUCUGCCCCACCACCUUAGCAAGUUUCUGUAAAAAAAAGAUUAAUUCUUGGUUGCAGAAGUUGUAUAGACCGAGAGAAUUUCAAUGGAGGACAGGCAAGCACCAGGGAAGGCUUUGGUGGUCGGCGGCAGCAUAGCAGGUCUAUCUUGUGCCCAUUCCUUGAUUGCCGCAGGUUGGGAGGUGAGAGUGAUAGAGAAAUCCUUAUCUCCACCUUCCAGUAGUCCAACAGGAGCAGGUCUCAGCCUGGACCCUCAGGCUAGGGAGAUUGUCAGCUCUUGGUUAUCAGAUCCAACCAUCCUCCAUGAUUCCUCCUUGCCUCUUGACAUAGAACUGCUGCAGUUCGUGGAUGGUAAGAAGGAUAGGAAGAUUGUUGCAAGAGAUGAUAAUUUCAACUACAGAUGCUUCCACUGGACAGAUCUGCACUCACUUUUAUACAAAGCUUUGCCCCCAGAUACAGUUCUGUGGGAUCAUCACUUUCUCUCUCUAAUCAUACCGGAAAACAAAGCUUCUGUUCGGAUCAAAGUUAAAAUCCCUCACACUGACGAGAUGAAGGAAUUUUCUGGUGACUUAUUAAUUGCUGCUGAUGGGAGCAUGUCCCUUAUUCAACGCCAUUUUCUUCCUGGUCACAAGCUAAGGUAUUCUGGUUACUCAGCAUGGAGAGGAGUGUAUGAUUUCUCAGAAGAUAUUAGCUCAGACACCAUUGAUUCCAUUCGUAGUGCUUAUCCUGAACUUGGAAAAUGCUUGUAUUUUGAUCUGGUUUAUGGAAACCAUUGCGUUCUUUUUGAGCUCAUAAACAAGCGGCUCAACUGGAUAUGGUACUUCGACGCACAAGAGCCAGACAUCAAGGGAAGAUCUGUGACCAUGAAAGUGAACCAGGAGAUGAUUGAGAAGAUGCACACAGAUGCUCAAAGAAUGUGGAGCUCUGAAUUGGCUCAGCUUAUGAGAAAAACAAAAGAGCCUUUCAUCAAUGUAAUAUAUGACAGUGAUCCUCUCCCUCAGUUAUUCUGGGAUAAUGUGGUGUUGGUAGGCGAUGCAGCUCACCCUACAACACCUCACUGCUCCAGAAGCACAAACAUGGCUGUUCUUGAUGCUGAGGUCUUAGGCCUCUGUGUGAAGAAGUGGGGAGCGGGGAAUUUGGGCCUAGCAUUGCAGGAAUAUCAGUCUAUUCGAUAUCCAGUGAUCUCAAGGCAAGUUCUGCACUCGAGACAUGCCGGACGCCUCAAGCAAGGGCUUCCUCUUCAAGAUAACACUGCUUUCAAUCCAAAAGAAGCUAGCAAAGAGGAGGCUGCUGGGAUUCUGCAUAAAAGCUUGCCAUUCUUUUAUAAAGCUCCUGUGUCCAUGGACCAGUAAGUUUGGUCUUUUCUAUCUUCUAUGCAUUACAAAAUCUUGUUCAGAUUGAUUGUAGUUUUUAAGCACAAUGACACUUGUGGCCAUGUGGGUAUGAAGAAGCAGAGGUGAUUGGUGAUAAGUAGGCUAAGCCCACUACGCCGCCGCCCUGCUUCUGCGCCCACUUCAUCCGCGUUUUUCAAAAGUUGUCUCCAUGUUCUCCUGCCAAGUCAGAUAUCUGUAAGUAACGAACCGGGUUACUAUGGUAAUUCACUCAUGUACAUCCUUUCUAUAUAGCACAGUGUAAUACAACUCAGUGGAUAUGAAUGAAAGCCAUGAGUUACUGUUCA